Molecule: messenger RNA, 714 nt
Organism: Candoia aspera
Lineage: Eukaryota; Metazoa; Chordata; Lepidosauria; Squamata; Candoiidae
Exons: 3
Coding region: 1-714 (237 amino acids)
Source: RefSeq, a predicted model, not a curated record
AUGCAGCCGCUGAACAUCUCUGAUCCAGACCCCCCGGCCAGGCCGCCGAACCUGUGCAAGCUGCACUUCACCAGCCAGCCCUCCACACACCGAGUGCCCCCGGAAGAGUUCUCGCUGGCCAUGGCCUACGGCCUGCUGGCCGCCCUGAUGCAGUGCAUGACUUUGGGGACCCUCUGUGUGGCCGCCUCCAUGCAAAACUGGAUGUCGGUGGAGCCCGGGGCAAACAUUGUGGGAUCCUACCCAUUGGUGGUCUACACAUUUGGGAUACCCUACAGGAUGAAUGUCUCGGGGAGCAUCACAAAUGCAGAGUAUUUGUAUUUCUUCGGUAAGGGCCGAGACCUGAUCAAGCCAGCCAUGGUGACCAUUUGCCUUCUGAGUCUGUGCUCUGGUGUCGCGGCCUUCUUCCUUGAUUACAUGCAAGUCCAGAUGCCAGACAAGUUUCGAUUGACUCUGGUCCCUUGCCUCCACAGCUUCUCAGGGGUACUCAUCAUGGUCCUCAUAGCGAUAUGCAGUUGGUGCUUUGAGAAGAUUAAUAAACUGGCCAAGGACCCUGAAUGGAAGCUGUUCCACCUCCGUGUUUACUUUGGAGAGAGUUUCUACAUCAGCUUGUUGGCCUUUGCCUUUGUGUCCUGGGCUGUGGUCCUCAGUCUGUGCUCCGUUAAACUGAGCAAAGAGCAGGGGGAGCCCAGCAAGAGCCCCAGUGCAAAGCAGUAG